AUGUCGGCCUAUGAGGUGCUAGGUAUCCAGGCUUCAGCGCGAGAUGGCGAGAUCCGGGCCGCCUACAAGCGCCUGGCUCUCCAGCUCCACCCGGACAAAGGCGGCUCCAAGGCCGCGUUCCAGCGGGUGGCGGCGGCCUUCGAGCAGUUGGCGGACCCUGUGCUGCGCAAGGCCUACGAUGAGCGAGCGAGGCGUGCAGCGUGCAGGGCCUCGAAGAGGGCGCCCAGCAAGAAAAUGAAGCGCGGCUCGAAGCAGGGCGUGCAAGAACAGGAACGGCCGCAUGCGCCGAAAGCGCCGAAAGCGCAGCAGAGCACGCCGAACACAGAGGGCGCCAAGAGGGACAGAACAGACCACUUGUUGAAACAAGUGGCGAAGAUGCUGAAGAGUCUGGCAGUUGAGAAGCGGAAGGAUGUCAUAAGUAGGCGCCUGUCCCAGAGACAACGAUUGGACUUGGAAUCCUUUAUGACACGACCAGCUGGCAGAGAUAAUAGUCGUCGCGGCUCAGAGCUUGUGGAGCAAGAUGGCUUCAGCUCCAGCAACGAGGCGCACACGCUGGCGCUGUGUGAUGAGAUAUCCGAGGACGAAGCCGCGGAGCUUUCGCCUGAGCGCAGCUGUGAGACUACAAGCAGUGAGCGGCUCAGGAUGGGGCCCAAGCAUCGAGAUCUUCGGGGCACUCGUGGCUUUUGGGGCUACCAGAGUGGGGGCAAGCAGUAUUACUACGUGCAAGUAAGCAUGGGCUGGCUUUACAUGCAAAGCUGGCAGGUCAAGAGUGUGGAAGAUGCGGUUGAAAGGCAUGUGGUUCUCAUAUGCAUUCUGGAUCACAUGCGCAAGAGUCCAGCUGCUAAUUGGAACGAUCGUGUGCAGUGCGCCGUGAAGGAGGUGAUACAAGAGUUUGGGAAGCAGCCUGAGGAGCUUAAGAUUAGCUUUCGCCUAGUGGUGCCUUCUAGCUAUUGGAUCGGGCGUUCACUUUAUACACCCACCUUCCGAACAGAAGAUCUGGCGCUUCUUGAUGAGCCCUUGUCAAGACUCCGGGCUGCUCGCGGGAUCACCAAAAGAGGGGACAAGUCUCAUCUAUGUUCCCCCACGCAGCUAGAGCACAUGUGGCUGCAGAUCAAGCAGGCCUACCUGGAUGUGCUGGCCAAGUUUGGCAAGGACACGGUGCGGGCGGCAGCGCAGCUUGACCUACUCUUCUCAAAGCAGGAGCCUCAUCGGGAAGAAAUUUGGCGGCGACAGAACGAGCGCUUGAUGCGCCGCGCAGAGAAGGAGCAGGUCCUUUUUGAGCAGCGCAAGCGGAAGAUGGAUCUGCGGGCGCAGGCUCGCAGCGACCGAGACCAAGAGCGUGAGAUGUGCCAGGAACGCCUCCUCCAGCGCUUGGAUUCCGUCCUGGCAUUGUGGGCGCGGAAACUUGAGCGCGUCCACGACUUUGGGUACAGCCUACGGCUGCUGCGCCAGAAAGCGCCUGGCACGCGGCGCCUGCCGCCAUCGCGGCACUUCCUGGUGCGGCGCACUGCAAAGGGGAGGUCCUUUUUUACCGGCAAGCACUGCAGCCACGUGGAGGGCCUCAGCACGGCUUCUGGCCGGCGCUUGGUGAGGAGGAUCAACAGUCACAUCACCCAGCCCCAGUUCAUUUACCGCCACGUGUGGUCACCCGGGGAUGUGGUGCUGUGUGACAACCGCAGCUGCUUGCACCGGGGCCGACCCUGGACAUUGCCGCAUAAGACGCGGCGGAUGAUUCAGCUAGUCAAGAUAGCAGAAGGCCGCAACGAGAUCGCAGCGGGUCUGCGGGACAGCCAUGCGCUCCUACGGCGGCUUCAGCUGCAUCCGGGCGCUGUAGCAGAGGCUGCUCCCUCCAUAUUGGAGGAGGAGGCCUUGCAGAUGCUCGAGGCAGUGGGUUGGCAGGAGGGGUGGGAGACGCGGAGCUGCAAUGUGCCGAGGGACAAGGCCAAAUGCCGCCGGCCCGCAGCGCGGAAGGCCUUUGCGCAGAUUUUGGAGGAGAAGCUCCAGCCCAGCGCCGGGAGGAGCCGACCGGCAACUGUGGGCUGGGAUUUUGCCAGAGGCCCUGUGCCCUCCGAGAAAUCUUCUGUGGGCCUGUGGACCCAGCCAACAGCCCAAACCUUCGGCGCGCUGGUGAAUGCGUCAGUGCGUGUGGGGGACCUGGCAGAGGCGCGGCGCUGGCUGGAUGAGUCCCAGCGCGCCGGGGUGAAUCCGGGCGUGGUCGCCUACACCACGCUGCUCAAAGGCCUUUGCGAGUCCGGGCAGAUCCCCGAGGCCCAAGAGGCACUGGACGGCAUGGUCCAGGCCGGGUGCCAGCCCAACAUCCGCACGGCCAACACGCGCCUGGGCCUGCGGCGCGCGGGGGAGGUGGAUGCCGCCGAGACCCUGCUCAGGAGCGGAUGA
Messenger RNA from Effrenium voratum, 2397 nucleotides. The record is from the annotation of a GenBank genome assembly. Lineage: Eukaryota; Dinophyceae; Suessiales; Symbiodiniaceae.